Molecule: messenger RNA, 415 nt
Organism: Corythoichthys intestinalis (scribbled pipefish)
Lineage: Eukaryota; Metazoa; Chordata; Actinopteri; Syngnathiformes; Syngnathidae
Product: histone H4
Exons: 1
Coding region: 13-324 (103 amino acids)
Biological process (GO): nucleosome assembly
Cellular component (GO): nucleosome
Molecular function (GO): protein heterodimerization activity; DNA binding; structural constituent of chromatin
Source: RefSeq, a predicted model, not a curated record
AAGUGAAAGAAAAUGUCAGGUCGCGGCAAAGGAGGUAAAGGCUUAGGCAAAGGGGGCGCUAAACGCCAUCGCAAAGUACUCCGUGAUAACAUCCAGGGCAUUACCAAGCCGGCAAUUCGUCGUCUGGCUCGCCGUGGCGGUGUCAAGCGAAUCUCCGGCCUGAUCUACGAGGAGACACGUGGUGUGCUUAAGGUGUUCCUGGAGAACGUUAUCCGAGAUGCCGUCACUUACACCGAACACGCUAAGAGAAAGACCGUGACUGCCAUGGAUGUGGUGUAUGCUUUGAAGAGGCAAGGACGUACACUGUACGGAUUCGGCGGUUAAAUUCUGCAAUCAGACUACUACAAUUUAUCCCAAAAGGUCCUUUUAAGGGCCACACACUUUCUCUCCUGAGCUUCUGUUCCAUAUUUAUGCU